UUACUAAGUUAUCUUUUCGUUUUUCACGUGAUAACAAUCACUGGCUCUCUUUCGUACAAAAAUGGUUAAUCGUUAGUUAGUCUAUGACAAAUAAACAACUUGUUACUUAAGUCAGUUGCUCUUGUUGCGUUUUCCAUAUAAAAUAGUGCUACAAAAAAUACAAAAAUAUUGAUACAUACUAAAUUGAAUUUAUGUGAAACAUUCAAACUUACUUACUUGACACAUAAUGGAAAUGAAGUUACGGAAACAUAUAUUUCCCAGGCGAUGGUGUGAUAUUUUAUGUUUUCUGCUAAUUGCACUCUUUCUCCCACCAAUAGCCUUGUUUGAUUUAGUUAUUGUUGUACCGGCUACACAUCCACCGGGCGAGUUUAUGCAUAACUUCAUUUUUACAUUGGGCGUAUUCUUAUUUACAAAUAUUUAUGGGAAUAUGUUUGCUACGAUGAUGGUGGAUACCAGUGUGGAUGCCAAUUGUUUAUAGCUAUUGACUUGGAUUCGGUAACCCCGCUAAAUCCACGCGCCAAAGGCUGGUACACCUGUAAGCAUUGUUUAAGGUUGGUGCCACCAAGAUCGUACCACUGCAAAGCUUGCAAAACAUGCAUUUUGAAACGUGAUCAUCACUGUGUAUUCACGGGUUGUUGCAUCGGCCACUACAACUUUCGUUUUUUCGCAUUGUUUCUGUUUUAUAUGUUUAUUGGUUCGGCGAUAUCUAUCGGCUACCUUACAUAUUACAUGUUUUGGGUGCACGCUAAUAUAUUUCUUCGUUUUCUCAGUUUCUAUAAAAUGAUUUGUCCAAUGUUAAUGGCACUUGACGGUGGUAUAUGGAAUAAUUUACCAUUAAUAUUUUAUUAUCUGAACAUAGUUGCAAUAGUUUUAUCGUCCAUACUAUUGGUCUAUCAUGGGAUACCAAUUAUUAAUGGAAGUACUUCGUAUGAAAGACGCUUAAAUUACCCUUAUGGUAGAGAUCUAUACACUAAUUUGAGUUCAAUUUUUGGUAAACGUAUGUAUUUGGUGUGGCUGUCUCCUUUUUUAAGCAGUAAGUUGUUGCAAGAUGGUACGAAUUGGGAUGACGAGAAAGGUAUAUCAGUAGUAAGGCUAUCACGGCAUAGGAACAAAAGACAACGUAUGUUACGUAGCACACGUAGAACUAUUUCGGAUUGAAAAACUAAACCUCAUACACAUAUAGUUGUUAAAGACUUUACAUUCAAAUCAAUUAAAUUUAUUGUAAACCUAAACCUCAUAAAUAGUUGUUAAAUCUUUUCAUUAAAAUAUGGUUUUUGUUUUUUAAUAUAAUAAAUACCAUACUUUCUCAUUACAAGUAUAACAUAAAUAAGCUUUGAGUUUUCAGUUUAUAUAAGUAUAGUUUUUAAAUUUUAAUUUUAAAAACUACUAGCUGUUAAUGUCAUAUUAACAUUACUGAUUAAAUAUAACCCCUUAACGACUUACCACAACUCAGCAUAAUAUUUAUUAAAAUAUUUUGUUGUUAACUCUAUAAUAAUAACUCAUAAUUAUUUUUUGUCUUCACGAAAUUUGUAGUUUUGAAUAAAUAUUCUGAAAAAUCAAUGCGUUUUUCAAAAUCGACAUCAUUGUAUUGAUAAAAAAUUAUUUUGAUUCUUUCGGGCUUAAAUCAAAACGUUACUAUAAAAUACAAGUGCUUCUUAUCAUGGCAACUCUGUUUUCGUAGAAUGAAUUUAUUCAGAAAAAGAAGAAGAAUAUUCGUUGCCAAAAAUCGGUAGUAAAUAUUUGUUUAUAUUACUUAAAAGUGUUAGAAUAUCUUUAAAACACAAGCACAAUAAUCGAUUUUUAAAACGCUUUUCAAUAUGCGACUGCGUCGUAAGUUUUUGCCACGUUCUUUGCGUGAUAUUGGAUGUUUCUUAAUGAUGAUAAUUUUCAUACCAAUAACGUUCGUUUUUGAGUUGACCGUUGUUCUGCCUGAGUUUCAUGCUACGAAUGGAAUAAUCUAUUGGCUCACAUGCUUAUUUGGAAUAUUCCUUCUAUUUAACUUGAAAGCGAAUAUGCUAGCUUGCAUGCUGGUAGACACAAGCGCUAGAACUGUGGUAUUAAUGCCACCGGCACAUGAACGUCAACGUCAAUAUUGGCGUUAUUGUUCGGUUUGUGAAAUGUUGGCUCCACCACGUUCUUGGCACUGUAACAUUUGUGAUACAUGUAUACUCAAACGGGAUCAUCAUUGCGGUUUUACUGGGUCAUGUAUUGGGCAUCAAAAUCAUCGUUAUUUUGUUUUCUUUGUACUUUAUUUGGCCAUCGGUGCCACAUAUGCCGCAAUUUAUAAUAGUAUCUAUUUGUGGUGGCUGCAUUCGGAGAUUUACGUCAAUUGGUUGACCGCCAUCAAAAUCGUAUUUCCCAUGCUUAUGCUCUGCCUCGAUGUAUCGUGGCAAAACUUUUAUUUGCUCAUCUACAUGCUGAAUGUAAUUACAAGUGCUUAUUCCAUUGUGCUUAUCGCUUAUCAUGCUCCUUUUAUAAUAUGUGGAGCUAAGGACUGCGAGCGGGAUGCGAAACGCUAUGAUCUUGGCUUACGACGAAAUUUGGAAAUGGUUUUGGGUAAGCGAAUGCACAUGACUUGGAUAUCACCAUUCAUCCGAAGUGACUUACCUCAUGACGGUAUACACUGGGAGAAUGUUAUAGACGAAACGGAAAAGCGUCGAUAAAACUACAGCAUUAACAUAUGCGAAUCUAAGUGAAGAAUCUCUAGUCUAAUUCCGUAUAUUAUAUAGAUUUUUUAAAGCAUUUAAUUUACGCGAAUCGAAAUUUAUACUAAUUGUUCUAGUUUGUUCGUUUAUAAAAAAAAUUUCCACCUAUAAUUUUAUUCAUAAACGAAUAGUUAAAUCCCGAAUUUUUGCAUUUGUUUUUAAGAAUCAGCUUUAUUGCCACAACAAAGAUAUUCCAUCAUUACGAAACUAAUUUAAAUAUAAAAUAACUAUAGUUCAAUCUA
Bactrocera oleae (olive fruit fly) is the source of this 2947-nucleotide messenger RNA. Lineage: Eukaryota; Metazoa; Arthropoda; Insecta; Diptera; Tephritidae. The record is from RefSeq and is a predicted model, not a curated record.